UUGAACAUGCCUUAUAUUUAAAAAAAAACCCGGAUAAAACAAGGCAUCUACAUUUUACAGCGCAAUGACACAGUUGUAGUCAAUACAACUUCGUCUAAUCAACAGAACACAUGUAUUCUUGAUAAAAUUCCGCGUGAAGCAAUAGUUCUAGAUAAUUACAUUGAAUUGAGGGAUACAAUGUUGUUGAGAGUAUCUGAAAUUUUCAUUUCGCUGUUGAUUAUAAACAUUAGUGAGGGAGUUCUACAAAGCAUAACUGGUAGUUCGUUCACUCAAAACAAAUCUAGUGACUCUCAUGUUAUCUUGGCCUAUAACAAUGUUGGUCCAUUGAUGUGUGUUAGUGACUGUAUGAUGUACAAGGAAUGCAACGCAGUGAAUUUUAACAGAAAUAAACUAGAAUGUGAAUUGCUUGUCGUUUCCUAUCCGGGUGACAGUAUUACUGAUAUGAACGGUUCUUAUUACACAGAGAUAGGUGGUUGGAAAAAGGAUAAAGAUGAAUGCACCCCAAACCCAUGUGAAGUUGGACAACAAUGUAUCCUGGCCAUGUUCAAUAAUCAUAUCUGCCUAGAAUUUGAUGCACCUUGCGACGUUAACCCUUGUCAAAACAAUGGUGUAUGCAGAAACAAAGUCAACGAUUACAGAUGUAUUUGCCCAGAAGGUUACUAUGGCGAUCAUUGUGAAUACACUCCAUGCACCAAUAGGAUGUGUGGCUAUCAUGGGUAUUGUGUAGUUUCUGGAUCUGGCUGGAAUUGCAAUUGCCAGGCCGGUUAUUAUGGAACUAACUGUGAAAGUUGCACCGAUGGGAACUGUAACUAUCGAGGGUCUUGUGUAGUUUAUCGAUAUGGCUGGUAUUGCAAUUGUCUGACCCGUUUUUAUGGAACUUACUGUGAAUACAUUAAUGAGUGAUAUUGACACAACACACAUUUUAGAAGAUAAAAGGAAACAAUUUGAAUUUGUUUUGGAUUAUUGAAACAUUUUCGUUUUGGACAUUUUGAUUAGUCAAGGCGUCCUUUAUGAAGCACUGAGAAUACGCAACCUGAUUUACGAUGAUGGGGCAUACACUUCUAAGUUGGUCCAUGCCAGAUAAAGCAGACAAGAAAAGAAAUUAAAACUGAUGUUGCUUUUAAACAUUAUUGUUUAUAUUCACUUUAAACACAUUGUUAUUUAAAUGCCAUACAUGUAGCUAUGUAUAUUGUAAUACUUUGUUAUAAUAACAACAUUACAUAAUCAUUCACGCGUUGUCGCUUUUCUCUAUAGGUUCAACGGAUUGUAGAAACAUCAUCAAUGUUCGCAUGUCAUGUUUUGGAAAGUUUGUCAGAUUUUUGGAUUUAAAAAAUGCCCACUAACCCAAUUUUUUCUUUUUAUAAAUCUUUUACAUGUAUGAUUAUAAGCCAUCUGUUAAAUUCUUGUAAAACCUUUGUUAUUUUUUAAUAGUUUUUGAAAACUUAAACUUGUCAAUGAUUAAGAUAUAAAAAAUCCAGAGAACAUUUUCCCGCCAAAAUUUCAAUGGCUAAUAUCUCGGAAACAAGCAAACGGACCCUAUUUUUUUUCUGCUUCUUUAGUUCCUUUAAUUAUAUACUAAGUUAUAAGUCUUUUGAAUAGCUUUUUAUUUUGAAACAGAGUAGCGAAGCUUUUUUUUUAAAACAGAGUAGCGGAGCUUUUUUUUAAAACAGAGUAGCGAAGCUUUUUAUUUUGAAAGAGAGUAGUGAACAUCCUUAAAUUCGGUGUUCGAACAGAGUGGCAAGAUAAAAACAAUGAUUUUUUUAUUGUGCUUAGGUUUUUCUACCAACCUUAUUUUAGGUCUCGAAAUUGACUAUCAAAAUUUGUUAUUUGUUUUUUUGAAGUGAAUAGUUAUAAGAUAUUAGGUCUCAUCUCCAUUCUCAAAUACUCGAAAUAAAAAGAAAUAACACAACAGAAAAUACACCUUAUCUACCAACCAGCUUAAUGUAUCGUUGGUCAAUCAGUCUAUGCAGUCAAACUGCUGUUUAACUUAUCGGUACUUGUUUAUAUCCACGGGAAGGUCCAUAUAGAUAUAAUAGUCGACCUUCCAAUGGAUAGAAACAAGUAAUGAUGGUACUACAAGCAUGUCAACACGGAGUUAAACAGUCCGAACCACCCACGUGACAGGUGUGGUUGACUCAAAUCUUAAUUAACUCGGAAUAUAAUCUCAGUUUUCCUGCCGAAAGUCGGUGAUCCACCGGUAAAUUCAACGCUUACGCUCAGUAUUCAGAUAUUGAUAAAAAUAAUGCCUACCCAUAUUAAAAUGAACACAGAGCAUGGCACGAAACAACUAUUUACUCCGAAACAGCGAGAACUUAUCAUACAUGUAGCAAGGACGACUAUACCACUGUUUCGAAGUUUUGUUAUCUAUUAUACCUAGAUUUUAAAGUUGCCACUGUUUCGGAGAUUUUUUAUCUACUAUACCGAUAUUUUAGAGUUAACACUGUUUCGGAGAUUUAUUAUACCGAUAUCUUAGAUUUCCUGUACUUGUAUGCAUUGCAUCCUUUAAAAAUACAAUUUGGUUAAUCUAAUGAUCAAAAUUUUAAAAAGAUGCAGAGGCUUGAUUUCUCCAUUAACUAAGUCAACCCCACCACCUUUACUUUCGCCUCUCUAAAGUCAUGAAAUCGAAACUUGUCAGUAGUUGUUGUAUUUCAUUUCUGCAGUUAUAUUGUUAUUGAAGAAUUGAGAGUUGAUAUUAAAGUUUUGAUUGUUUCUGUAAUAUUUACAUAACUUUUGUAUAUUGUUGAACACUAUAUGUUACCCUAUAGAAAUGACAUUGGUCUUUGUGUGCAUAGUUGUUGUUUUGUUAUCGUACAUCAUCAUGUCAUUUUUUAAGUGUGGGGGUGGAUGGGGUGGGGUGGGGUGUUUUCCUAUUUUUAAAAAUUCAUUUUAUUAUUCAAAAACUUUCCUCAAAUUUUCCCUAAAUUUUCCUCUCUAUUUUGCCUGUGAAGACCAUAAAACCUUCUUCCUAUAUUGACAGUGUACUUUGAUGUUUUUUUACCAUUUGAAAUUAUCUAAGAUAUGUAUUAAUACGGCAGACAGAUGCAGAUAUGUGCAUGAUAGUGAAAAUAUACCACCUAUGGAGGGGGCGCUCCUAUAUCUUGUUUGCAUAACUUUCCAUUAAACUCAAAUGUAUCUAUAAUACUAAAAUUACAAGGUCCAAUUUGUCAGACGUCAUCUCGCAAAAACGACGAAUCAAAGAAUACAACUUUAUAUAUAACUAAUAUAGUACAAAAGUGUAGAUUAAAAAUUACACCACUCCAGGCCCUUUUGUUUUCCACGUAAUUAAUAUUGCCAAUAAUAAAGAAGUUCCGGGUCGAGUCCGAUACCGAUACCAAUAGCAUAUUCACCUGUUACCUAUUACCUUAGGUAGCAAUACACAGUUAGGAGUUUAGUUUCGCAUUAUGGCCCCUGUGGAUUUUUCAAAUAGGAAAGUUAUUGUGAAAUAAAAUUCAU
This is a messenger RNA of Mytilus trossulus (common blue mussel), 3453 nucleotides long. Its product is annotated as fibropellin-1-like. The record is from RefSeq and is a predicted model, not a curated record. Gene Ontology annotation, molecular function: calcium ion binding. The transcript has 6 exons. The coding region runs from base 178 to 903 and encodes 241 amino acids. NCBI's taxonomy places the organism in Eukaryota, Metazoa, Mollusca, Bivalvia, Mytilida, Mytilidae.